Corylus avellana is the source of this 1713-nucleotide messenger RNA. RefSeq names its product bet1-like SNARE 1-1. The record is from RefSeq and is a predicted model, not a curated record. NCBI's taxonomy places the organism in Eukaryota, Viridiplantae, Streptophyta, Magnoliopsida, Fagales, Betulaceae.
AACUCAUCACCAUCGCCGGGUCUCUUUCGUCAAGCUUCUCACUCAGAAUUCGAAAUCUCUGGAAACAAAAACAAACGCGAGUCUUAGCAAUGAGUUACAGAAGGGAGCACCGUGCUGCCAAAGCCUCUCUCUUUGAUGGAUUUGAUGGACUUGAGGAAGGUGGUCUUAGGGUGUCCUCCUCAUACUCCCAUGAAACUAAUGAUCAUGACAAUGAGAGAGCUGUGGACAGUUUGCAAGACAGAGUUAUAUUUCUUAAGAGCUUAACAGGUGAUAUACAUGAUGAGGUGGAAAGUCAUAAUCGUCUACUUGACCGUAUGGGUAACGACAUGGAUUCAUCAAGGGGCGUGAUGUCAGGAACCAUGCAACGUUUCAAGAUGGUAUUUGAGAAGAAAUCAAGCCGGAGAAUGUGUACUCUUGUUGCAUGCUUUGUGGUUUUCUUUUUAAUUAUAUUUUAUCUAAUCAGGGUCCUCCGAUUUUUCAGGCUUGGUUAAAGUAUAAUUAUGAGAAUCCUUUCUACUCCUGAGAUGGUGGAUGUUGAGGAGGAAAAUCAUGCCCAUGAAGGUGUAUUAACCCUUUUUCUUGCGGCAAGAAACUGAAACAUGACUAAAUAGUGGUUUCUCAGCAGCUCUGCCACAAGAUAGUUGGUUGCCGGAGGUUAUAUGUUAGCUCGAAUGGCCAGAGGCUAAAUCCCAGGCUUGAGUCUAUCAAAGGUUAGAAUGAAUCGUGAAAGAACUUUUUGGCAUUAUUAUAUCUGUGUGCAUGUUGGCCUUAGUGUGGUAUGCUGCAUUUGGAUUCUGUAGGAGAGAUUCAGUUUACCAUUCGUGGAGAAAUUUCCCUCCACUAAAGUUAUUGGAGGUUAGGCAUCAACAUGUGUAAAAAGUGAUCAAACAAGAAAAAAGAAAAGUGAAAAAGGAAAUUGCAGAAAGUGAAUAUUGUGAGCUCGUUAAUUGGUUAAAUCUUUUAGUGUCAUACUAGUUUUGGUAUCAAAUUUUGCCUGCACUUGAGUUAUCUAAUUAAUAGAGAGUAGAAAUCUAACGGGCAGUUUACCAUGUGCAAAAAGUUCCAUAUAAUCGUGCAUGAAUUUGAUUGUUGUUGGAUGUGGAACGCUUUAUAAUGGACUCAUUGGUUUCUAUGGAAUUGAUUAUGGGUUCAACCGAAUCUAGGCCCAAAGCUUACUCUUAUUUGGUUUCAGGCCAGGUGGCUACUGAAUUAGGUUAUAUGUAGUUUUUAGAUGAAUGAUUUGGGUUAAAUAUUGUUAAAAGAGAAAUGUUACAUGUGUUUUCAAUCGUGCAGUAGUUGAAUUGUAAUAGAAUUCUAUUAAUUAGGAUAAUGUUAAUUAAAAUUAAGACUAGGAUUAAUUAGGAGUCCUUACCAAUUUAUUUGUCAUUUUAUUGUAUUCUAUUUAAAGAUGAUCAGCUUGUGAUCAAUAAAAAAAUCAAAAUAUUUGUAAAUUUGUGGAAUUUUCUCGACUUGGGUAGGUGUAAGGGAUAUAAUAUUAGGGGCUCUUUAACUGUAAUGGGCAAAUUAGGUUAGUGGGCCAAAGCCCUUGGGUGAGUAAGGCCCAAAUAGUUAGGCCUGAGUUUAGGGCUAACUCUAUAUAAGACUCAUACGCUACAAAAAAAAUAGAGGUUUAGUGAUGGUUUUUUGGUGAUGGUUUAAGGCUAAAAAUCGUGACUAUAAAAGUAGUGACGGUUCCAAAGGGUAGCUAAACAA